UAAGCGAAGUUUACUAAGUUCAAGAAUCAAUCCUGUUAUGUUACAAUGUCGACAUUCCUGAAUCAUGGCCGAGUGAUCGUUGUUCAUUGCGUUCUAUGAGAAUGCAUGUACUUCCAUUAUGAAUGCUAGGAUCAAGAAUCUUGAAUAAAGGAAAAUGGGGGGUGGAUUUCGAGUUAUUCACUUAGCCAGACCGUUUCUUUCAUUCCUCCCAGAAGUUCAGAACGCGGACCGAAAAGUGCCAUUUAGAGAGAAAGUCAUUUACACUGUGAUUUCUCUUUUCAUCUUUUUGGUUUGCAGCCAACUCCCUCUGUAUGGCAUACACUCCACUACGGGUGCAGAUCCAUUUUACUGGAUGCGUGUGAUUCUUGCUUCAAAUCGUGGCACUGUCAUGGAGCUUGGAAUAACCCCCAUUGUCACAUCUGGGAUGGUGAUGCAGCUCUUAGUUGGAUCUAAGAUCAUUGAAGUUGACAACAAUGUGAGAGAGGAUCGUACACUCUUAAAUGGGGCACAAAAAUUGCUUGGUAUACUCAUAGCAAUUGGGGAGGCAGUGGCUUAUGUCCUCUCUGGCAUGUAUGGUAGUGUUGGUCAACUUGGAGCGGGAAAUGCCAUUCUUAUUAUUAUUCAGCUUUGUUUUGCUGGUAUCAUUGUCAUUUGUUUAGAUGAGCUUCUUCAGAAAGGAUAUGGCCUUGGCUCUGGAAUUUCCCUCUUUAUUGCUACCAAUAUCUGCGAGAACAUUAUUUGGAAAGCUUUUAGUCCCACUACAAUCAACAGUGGACGAGGAAUUGAAUUUGAAGGAGCCGUAAUCGCUCUAUUUCAUCUGUUGAUAAUUCGAUCCGACAAAAUCCGAGCACUUCGUGAGGCAUUUUACCGACAAAAUCUUCCCAAUGUGACAAAUCUGCUUGCAACAGUUUUUAUUUUCUUAAUUGUGAUCUACUUCCAAGGAUUCCGUGUGGUUUUGCCUGUGCGGUCAAAGAAUGCUCGUGGUCAACAAGGUUCAUACCCAAUCAAGCUGUUCUACACGUCCAACAUGCCAAUCAUUCUACAAUCUGCACUUGUCUCAAAUGUUUAUUUCAUCUCUCAGUUGCUGUAUAGGAAGUACAGUGGAAAUUUCAUCGUGAAUCUUUUGGGUAUAUGGAAAGAAUCCGAGUAUUCAGCUGGUCAAUCUGUUCCUGUGGGUGGUCUUGCCUAUUAUAUUACUGCACCUUCAAGCUUAGCUGAUAUGGCAGCCAAUCCUUUUCAUGCCAUGUUCUAUCUGGUUUUUAUGUUGUCGGCUUGUGCUCUUUUCUCAAAAACUUGGAUUGAAGUAUCCGGAUCUUCUGCUCGAGACGUUGCUAAGCAGCUUAAGGAACAACAAAUGGUGAUGCCUGGACAUCGGGAAUCAAACCUACAGAAAGAGCUGAACCGCUACAUACCAACCGCGGCUGCAUUUGGAGGCAUAUGCAUUGGUGCCCUCACCGUGUUGGCUGAUUUUAUGGGCGCAAUUGGUUCAGGGACAGGAAUCCUUCUUGCAGUCACCAUCAUUUACCAAUACUUCGAAACUUUUGAGAAGGAAAAAGCCAACGAGCUUGGCUUUUUCGGCUUCUAGCCAUUUUCUUGCACUUCACAAGGGUUUGUCAUAGAUACUAACAAACAUUUUCCAACAGUUUGAUGACGAACGAAGGAGAUUUUACUGAUCAAAGCUCGAAAGUCGAAACUCUUCAUCGGAACUCCAUGCUCGAUCUUUCAUUCACGGACACCAAGGUGCAUUUUGCUUGUAUCAAUUUUAGCUCCAUGGUGGAUAAAAGUAGGAUAGCCAAGUUAGCUUUGCUUGUAAAUGAAUUUAGUGAAUUUUGUUGAGCUUUUUUUCUAAAUUUUAUGGUUAAAAGAUAAGACUUAAUUGAAUAAUAUUUGUUUAAAUACUUGAAAA
Molecule: messenger RNA, 1906 nt
Organism: Cucumis melo (muskmelon)
Lineage: Eukaryota; Viridiplantae; Streptophyta; Magnoliopsida; Cucurbitales; Cucurbitaceae
Exons: 7
Coding region: 155-1585 (476 amino acids)
Biological process (GO): SRP-dependent cotranslational protein targeting to membrane, translocation; post-translational protein targeting to membrane, translocation
Cellular component (GO): membrane; Sec61 translocon complex
Molecular function (GO): signal sequence receptor activity; transmembrane protein transporter activity; ribosome binding
Source: RefSeq, a predicted model, not a curated record